This is a messenger RNA of Rhea pennata, 1420 nucleotides long. It is a transcript of the gene NEK2, whose product is annotated as NIMA related kinase 2. Gene Ontology annotation, molecular function: protein kinase activity; ATP binding. Gene Ontology annotation, biological process: protein phosphorylation. Bases 1 to 1335 code for a protein of 444 amino acids. NCBI's taxonomy places the organism in Eukaryota, Metazoa, Chordata, Aves, Rheiformes, Rheidae. The transcript is spliced from 9 exons. The record is from RefSeq and is a predicted model, not a curated record.
AUGCCCAGCCGGCCCGAGGACUAUGAGGUGCUGCUCACCAUCGGCGCCGGCUCCUACGGCAAGUGCCGCAAGGUGCGCCGCAAGGCCGACGGCAAGGUCUUAGUUUGGAAGGAGCUCGACUAUGGCUCCAUGACAGAGGCAGAGAAGCAAAUGCUUGUUUCGGAAGUGAAUUUGCUCCGUGAGCUGCGGCACCCGAACAUCGUCCGGUAUUACGAUCGCAUCAUCGACAGGAGCAACACGACGCUGUACAUCGUGAUGGAGUACUGCGACGGGGGCGACCUGGCCAGCCUGAUCGCGCGGUGCACGAAAGAAAGACAUUACUUAGAAGAAAACUUUGUUCUCCGUGUAUUGGUUCAAUUGACGUUGGCCUUGAAGGAAUGUCACAGACGGAGUGAUGGUGCAGUCACUGUGCACCGUGACCUAAAGCCAGCAAAUGUCUUUCUAGAUGGCAAGCAGAAUGUGAAACUUGGAGAUUUCGGUCUGGCUAGAAUAUUGCACCAUGAUACUAGUUUUGCCAAAACAUUUGUUGGAACCCCAUACUAUAUGUCUCCAGAACAAAUGAACCGCAUGUCAUACAACGAAAAAUCUGACAUCUGGUCUCUAGGAUGUCUCCUGUAUGAGUUAUGUGCACUCUCGCCUCCAUUUAGGGCUUACAACCAAAAGGAGCUGGCAGAAAAGAUAAGGGAAGGAAAGUUCAGACGAAUACCAUAUCGCUACUCAGAACAGCUGAAUGAACUUCUCAAAGAGAUGCUGAACUUAAAGGAUUAUUGCCGACCUUCUGUUGAAGACAUUCUACAGCACCCCUUGAUAGCAGACUUGGUGGCAGAAGAACAAAAAAAGAAUUCUGAUAAGAGAGGUCAGCGAGCGGGGGAGCCAGAGAGGCUGCAGCAUUCUGGAACUCCUGUGAAUGAGCUGAAGCUGAAGGAACAGCAGUUACAGGAGAGAGAACGAGCCAUUAAAGAGAGAGAGCAACGUUUGGAGCAGAGAGAACGAGAGCUCUGUGUUCGAGAGAGACUGGCAGAGGACAAACUUGCUAGAGCUGAAAACUUGAUGAAGAACUACAACCUCUACAAAGAGCAGAGGACUCUAGCAUGUGCAAAUGGUACAGAUAAUGUGGUCCUGCUCCCCUUUUCUACAAACAAGAAGAAAGUCCACUUUGGUGGAAGCGAAGAGAAUGCUGUGUCCCCUGUUAAUCUGGAAAACUAUCCUCUUUCAAAAGGGAAAUGCUGCGAUCUCAAAAAACGUUUAUAUGCUGCAAAUCUACGUGCUCAAGCACUGUGUGAACUGGAAAAAAACUAUCAGUUAAAGAGCAGGCAAAUCUUGGGCAUGCGCUGAAGCUGUAACAUAUAUGUACAGUAUUUAACUUUUUAGAAUUGAUUCAAUGAAUAGGAACAUAUUUUUGCUUCCUUAUAAUCUGGAC